Phasianus colchicus (ring-necked pheasant) is the source of this 10521-nucleotide messenger RNA. It is a transcript of the gene CSPG4, whose product is annotated as chondroitin sulfate proteoglycan 4. The record is from RefSeq and is a predicted model, not a curated record. Gene Ontology annotation, biological process: anatomical structure morphogenesis. Lineage: Eukaryota; Metazoa; Chordata; Aves; Galliformes; Phasianidae.
CGGGCGGAGAGCUCCGGCCAGGAGCACCAUGGCACCCCGAGGUGGUCCCCACGCACUGCUGCUGCUGCUGCUGCUGGUCCACCGGCCCCCUGCCUUCCAUGCGGGACCCUCAGCUGCAGUCUCGUUCUUCGGGGACAGCUUCGUGGAGAUGCCGCUGGCGGACGCCUCGCGGACGGUGCGGCUGCGGCUCCAGCUGUACACCGGGCAGGGCAGCGGGCUGCUCUUCCUGGCCGCCGGGCAGCCCGACCACCUCCUGCUGCAGCUGCGAGCCGGCACCCUGCAGGCCAGGCUGCGGCUGGGCUCAGAAGAGGUGACGCUGCAGUCCCCGGCAGAGCUGCAGCUGGACAACCUGGCUCUGCAUGAUGUGGAGCUGCUGCUGGAGGAUGGCAGGAUGACACUGACCAUUGAUGGCCUCUUCAACAGCUCCGUGGACAUCGCGGGGCCCAUGCGGGAGCUGGACAUCCAGCACGGCCUCUAUGCAGGCGGGACAGGCAGCCUCAACCUGCCAUACCUCGCUGGGGUCAGCCUGCCCUUCAGGGGCUGCCUCCACACUGUGACAUUCAAUGGUCUGGAUGUCCUCUCCCCGCUGUCCUCUGACAGCAGCUCCAAGGUCUUCCACCAGGUGCAGGAAGGCUGCAGCGCGCAGUUCUCUGCAGAGCCCGAGGAGCCCAUUGGAUUCCUGGGGCCGCAGUCCUACAUUGCCUUCCCCACAUGGGAGGCGAGAGAGGAGGGGACCAUCGAGUUUGUGAUCACGACGAGCAUCACCCAGGCACCCCUCAUCUACCACGCAGGGCUGGAGAACGACUUCUUCUACCUGGAGAUCUCCAACGGGCGCCUGAGAGGGUUUGUUGAGAAGGGCAAUGGUGUCAUUGUCCUGCACAACAACAUCUUCAUCAGCGACGAGCAGCAGCAUUACGUCAAGGUCUACACCGACACCCACAAGCUGGAGAUCCUGAUUGACUACUAUGCCUCAUCCACAUCCAACCGGGGCAUCAACAGCCGCCUGGACCUCCAGGGAAACCUCUUCAUUGGAGGCUUGAAUGACAAAGCCUUGCAAAGGCUUAGGGCGCACCACCUUGCUUUCACAUCAGUGUGGACCUCAACCAACACCUCAUUUGUUGGCUGCAUGGAGGACCUGCGCAUAAACCAGCAGCGGAGGAGCCUGCAGGACGCCGUAGUGACAAGGGAUGUCACAGUUGGCUGUGGAAGGCAGGAGCACUACUGGGACUACGAGGAGGCUUAUGAGCAGGAUGAGGCACCCACUUCACCCCCGCCUGAUGCCUGGCACGGAACUCUGGGCCUGGCAGAACCGUGCCAGCCAGAUGGCAGCUUCCCACCUGCCUUCGCCAAUGUCAGCCGGCUGCUGCACGUCAGCCCCCUCAUUGUCUCCGAAGGGGGCAUGGCCUUUGUGGAAUGGAAACACGCACAGCCCACGGUGGACUUGGGCCUUGCAGGCAUCCGGCAGUCCCAAAUCCUCUUCAGCAUCACCAGUGACCCAAGGCAUGGUGAGCUGGAGCUGGACAUCCCCGGCUCCCGGAGCAGAAAGAAGUUCACCUUGUUGGAUAUCGUGAACCGCAAAGUCAGGUACAUCCAUGAUGGCUCUGAGGGCCCCAUGGACCAGCUGAUGCUGGAGGUGACAGUGACUGCCCAGCAAGGGAUCCCUGAGUGCCUGCGGCAGGGGCAGACCUACCUGCUCCCCAUCAUGGUCAACCCUAUCAACGAUGCCCCGCAGGUGAUCUUUCCCCACGGGAACCACAUGACAAUCCUGAAGCACACACGGAAGCACCUGACCAUGGACAUCCUGCAGGCUCUGGAUGACGACACAUCCUGCGACGACCUUGAGUUCCAGCUGCAUGGCAGGCAGCAGGACGAGGGCUAUGUGGAAUAUGACUUCCACCCUGGGGUGCCCAUCGAGGAGUUCUCCUGCAGGGACCUGGAAGCAGGCAACGUGGUCUACGUGCACCAGAGCGGAACAGACUUACAGCUCACUUUCCAGGUGAAUGAUGGCACAGUGCCGAGCCCCAUCGCCACCCUGAGGAUCCUCGCAAUAGAGCCCAACAUCCGCUUGCACAACAACACCGGGCUCACCAUCUCCCAAGGAGGAGCUGCGCGCAUCACCACAGCCAACCUGUCCGUGGAGACAAAUGCUGUGAAGCAGCGAGUUGCCAUCCUGUACAGCCUCACAGAGCCCCUCAGGUACGGUGAGAUCCAGAAACAAGGGAGCAUAGGAGGGGAAUGGAAAAAAGUUGAGUCCUUCCACCAGCAAGACCUGGAGCAAGGGCGUAUCCAGUAUUUCAGCACAGAUCCAGAGCACCGGCAGGAAGAUGUCACAGAGAAGCUAAGAUUCAGUGUCCAGGUGGGACAGAAGGUCUUGCCAAACAAUACCUUUACCAUAAGUAUUAAAAGAGCCACCAUUAAGAUGAAGACCUUGGUCCCCCUCCAGAUGAAGAACAAGCGGCACAAAAACAUCACCAGUAGGGAGCUGGAGGCAAUGCUGGAAGACCUAAACUCUGCCCCCGUCCCCUUCCACUAUGAGAUCAUCCAGGCUCCCAAGAAGGGGAACCUGGAGCUCCUCGGCAACAGGCUGACUGAAGGCUUUAGGUUUACUCAGGAUGAUCUACAAAGAAAUCACUUGAGCUACAGCGCAACCAUCAGGAACGCUCAGCAGGCUGAGGACAGUUUCCAGUUCCGUGUCCAUGCCGGCGAGGAGCACUCCCCUGUGUACACCUACACCAUUGGCAUCGGUGGGGACCCCAACGCACCCGACCUGACCAAUGUCCUCCUGACCGUGCCUGAGGGCGGGCAGGCUGUCAUCUCCAAGGACCACCUCUUCGUGCAGAGCCUGAACAGCAUGGACUACAUCUACGAAGUGAUUGAGGGGCCGGCACAUGGCAGGCUGGCUUGGGCUACAUCCCUUGGCUGGCCCUCUGGCGAGGAAAUCACGGAGUUCACCAACGAUGACAUCCUCCACCGUCGGCUGCUCUACCAGCAUGAUGACUCUGAGACCCUGGAAGAUGAUAUCCCUUUUGUGGCCAUCAGGCAGGGCGAGGGCAGCUCUGAGCCUGAGGCAGAGGAGGUGAGAGGUGUUUUCAGGGUCUCGAUCCAGCCUAUCAAUGACCACACUCCUGUCCAGGUGGUGAACAAGGUCUUCAACGUGGUGCGCAAUGGGCAGCACCUGCUGACGACGGACGACAUCGCCUUCACUGACAAGGACUCUGGCUUCUCCGACACGCAGCUGGUGCUGGCAAGGAGGGACAUUUUGUUUGGCAGCAUCGUGUCCAUCGAUGACAGAAGCCACCAGCUCUACCGGUUCACCCAGGAUGACCUGAGGAAGAAAAAGAUUCUCUUUGUCCAUUCCGGAGCGGACCGGGGCUGGAUCCAGCUGCAGGUCUCCGAUGGCCUCCACCAAACCACUGCCCUCCUGGAGGUACAAGCAUCAGAGCCCUACAUCAGAGUAGUCAACAACACUGGCCUAGCCAUCCCCCAGGGGAGCCGAGGGAGCAUCGAUUCCUCUGUACUCAGCUUGGAGACCAACAUGGACAUCAGGUCAGAUGAAGAGAUACGGUUCCUGGUAACGGCCCCGCCGAGGUGGGGGACUGUGCUGCGAGGGGAGCAGCCGGUCAUGGCCUUCUCACAGAGAGACCUGCUGGCAGGAGAGAUCUCCUACCUCCACAACGGCAGCAGAAAUGCCCGGGAUGAGUUCCAGUUUACUGUAGAAGCAAACGAGGUGGCAGUAGAGGACACACUGGCCAUCACCAUCUUCUUGGACACCCACCCCAGCCCCCUGCACGUUGUCAAUAACAAGGAGAUACAUGUCUUCCAGGGAGAAGCUGCUGAGAUCAAGGAGGAGCACUUGCUGGUGACCCAUGAGGAGAUCCCACCCCAGGAUAUCGUCUACCUGGUGAGCAGCCCCCCGGUAUCUGGCUUCCUGGUGAUGGUUCAACACGGCCAGGACUCAGAUGAGCCACCCAGCCUGGACCCCAUCCAGUCCUUCACCCAGGAGGACAUCAACAGCGGCCAAGUGCUCUACCUGCACUCCAAGCCAGAGGAGGAGCAGGACCGGUUUGUCGUGGAUGUGACGGCUGGGGGAGCAGACCCACUGGUGGGGGUGGCUGUCAGCCUGGUUGUGCUCCCUGCCACCAUCCCCCUGGACAUCCACAACAUCACGGUGCCGGGAGGAAGCUCUGCCACCAUUUCCACAGCUGUCCUCAACAUCCCCAGUGCCUACUUUGCGGCCCUUGACAUGGAGUUCAGGGUGCUCCAGCCUCCCCGCUUUGGCACCAUCCUGAACAGCCAGCGGCCCCAGGAUGGGGGGUUGCACAGCUUCACCUGGAGCGAGGUGCAGAGCCAGCAGAUCCAGUACCGGCAGGACAUUCCCCAUGCCCAGGCCGACAGCUUCACGCUCGUGGCCAACGCCUCGACCUCCGAGAGGCAGAGCCAACCCGGGACCGUCUUCAUCGCCAUCCUGCCCCGCAGCACCAGGGGGCCCCGGCUGCGCACCAACGCCGGGCUCCAGCUGCGGGAAGGCACCGCUGCCACCAUCGGCCCCCAAACUCUGCGUGCUGAGGAUGAGGACAGCCCGGCGGCCGAGGUCACCUUCUCCAUCCAGCCUCCAGCCAAUGGCAAGGUGGUGCUGCGCUCUGCGCCCGAAACGGCACUGCGGAGCUUCACGCAAGCGCAGAUUGACAGCGGCGUUGUCCUCUUUGUGCACCAAGGGCCCCUGGAUGGAGGCUUCGCCUUUGACCUGUGGGAUGGUGAGAACCUGUCUCCCGGGCACUUCUUCCUCGUCAGGGCGCACAGAGAGGAGCACAUCAGCCUGGCCAAGAAGCAGAGCCUCACCCUCUGCCCAGGUGCCCUGCAGCCCAUCACCAGCGAGAACCUGCAGGCACUGAGCAGCAGCCCUGCUGGCCCUGCUGCCCUGUACUACAGCAUCGAGCAGGCACCGCGCCUGGGGCAGCUGCGCACCGCCCAUGGGGGUGAAGUCAGGAACUUCACCCAGGCCCAGGUGGAUGCAGGGAUGAUUUUCUACCAGCACGAGAUGCCACAGAAGCCUUUCUGGCUCACCCAGGAUGCCAUCCGCUUCCGUGUGGUUGCUCCCACCACCAUCUCUGACUCCUUCAUCCUGCUGGUGCUGAUAUCAUUCGAGGCGAAGUGUCCCCAACGCUCAACUAAGCUAUGGAGAAAUGCAGGUCUCCAUCUCAUAGAGGCUCAACGGGCAGAGAUUGGCACCUCGCUGCUGGAUGCAUCCAACCUCCUGAGCCAGCUCCCGGCCCGCGAGCAGGAUGCACACGAUGUCAUCUUCCUGGUGACGGAGCUGCCGGUGCACGGACAGCUCUGGGUGGCUGAUAGGCUGCUGGAGCGCUCACAGCCCUUCUUCCUGCAGUCAGACCUGGCUGCUGGACGCCUGGUGUAUGCACACCGUGAGAAUGGUGGCACCGAGGACAGAUUCCAGUUCAAGGCUUGGCUCCGGCCUCGGGCACAACGCUCCAUCCGUCCCCCCCAGGAAGGGCUGCUCAUCUCCGAAGCUUUCAACAUAACGGUGAGCAGCAGCAGCCAGAAGCCCCUGCAGGUUGUGAAGCGACAAGGAGCACUGCGGGUGCUGCCCAACUCCACCAUCACCUUGUCCAGGCAGCACCUGGAUGUGGCAGAACCGCAGGGCUCCCCAGAGAAGCUGGUGUACAGCCUGCUGCACAGCCCCCAGGCCGGAUACCUGGCCCACGUGCGCAGCCCACAAGUACCCAUCAAACGCUUCACACAGGCGGACAUCAAUGCAGGCCACGUGCUGUUGGUCACUGCAGCCCGUGGGGCUCAGGAGUCCCUGGCGCUGAGCCUGUCUGACGGCCAGCACCCACCUGCCCACGUCUCUCUGGAGGUGGUGGUGCUGCCCAUGGGCAGUGCAGAGCCGCUGGAGGUGCCGCAGGAGCUGAAUAGGGCCAUGCUGUCCCCACGGCACGUGGCACCGCAGCUCGGGGAGGGCGAUGCCCUUUACACCAUCACCGCAGAGCCGAGGUUUGGCCAAGUGCAGGUCAACAGAAAGCCAGCACUGGGCUUCUCGCAGGCGCAGCUGGAGCGUGGAGAAGUGACCUUCACCUUCACCAAGCUCACCUCGUCUGAGGACAGCUUCCAGUUCCUCACCAGGUCACAAACAAUGAACAGCACCGGGGUGGUGAAUGUCACCGUCCGUGCCUUGGUGACAGCGCGGCCGGGCAGCGUGUGGCCCAGGGGCACCACAGCCCUGCUGGAUACCAGCACGCUGGAUGCCAGUGAGCUGGCCAACCGCACCCACAGCAUCCCAGUCUUCAGGCUCCGCCAGCCACCCCGCAGCAGCCGCCUCAUCAGGAGACCCCGUGCACCAGGACAGCCCGCUGUCCCCAUUGAGUCCUUCAGCCAGAGGGAGCUGGAGCAAGGGCUGGUGGGGCUGGAGGUGCUGGACGACGAGGACACAAACCAGCAGCAUCCACAUAGUGACAGCUUCACCUUUGAACUGGUGGCUGCUGGCGUGCCACCAGCACUGGUGUCCCUGGGGUACAUCACUGAGCCCUACAAUGCCUCUAAAUCCUACGGUGUCACCCUGCUCCUGGCCCCACCAGCACCAUCAUCCCUGGUGCCACAGCUGCAGGGCACGGCACGGAGCAGCCCCAAUGCCAGCGAGCCAGGAUCUGUGCCCCCACCCACCAGCCCCAGCCCCGGAGAAGGCGGCACCUUCCUAGGCUUCAUCGAGGCUAACAUGUUCAGCAUCAUCAUCCCCAUCUGCCUCAUCAUCCUCCUGCUGGCCCUCAUCCUGCCCCUGCUCUUCUACUUGCACAAGCGCAACAAAACGGGCAAGCACCACGUGCAGGGCUCACCUGCCUCCAAGGCCAAGAACGGGGCUGUACCAGAGCAGGAGACCUUCCGCAAGACGGACCCCAACCAGGGCAUCCCUCUAACGACUGUCAAUGCCCUGGAUGGCAAAGGCACAGCUCCGCCACCGCAGGGUCCCGGUGUGCCAACUGACCCCGAGCUGCUGCAGUACUGCCGGACAUCCAACCCUGCCCUGAAAAACAACCAGUACUGGGUGUGAGGGUGCAGGGCGGGGGCACGAGUGGUGGGAGCCCCCCAGAGCGUCACCUCCUCCUUCAGGGGAGCCGGCAUCCCGCAGGCGCUGCAGGACCUGGGGGUGGGGGGCUGCCAGCACGGCCACCCAGGACCCCCCCCAUCUCCAUAGUGCUUUGGGCAGAGGGGCAAGUGGGUGGGGGGAGGGGCAAAACGCCAUCAGGGAGCGCUGCCAUCGGGUACGCACUGGGGACACCUGAGGUUGGCCAAGGUGCUGGGGGUGCAGGUGGGUGAGAGGGAUGAGGACGAGCAGCUUUGCACGACGUCAGGCUCAGGAUGGAGCUGCCCAAAUCCCCCAGGGCUAGGCGGGCUGCAGUGAUGGAGCAGAGGCUUGGAAAAACCCCGUGGCCAACGCCAAGGGGAUCCAAGGAGCCCCCGCCCACCCAGAGAAGAGAAAUGAGCAAAACACAUCGUGCUGCCUCCAAACACCCAGAGCAGCCGGGGCUGCACACCAGGCCAGGUGCCCCCAGAGGCACAAAGCUGGAGGGGGGAGCGGGCACGGCUUGGUUUCCCACUGUAUGCUCCAGUCUGGUAGGAGUGCACAGAAUAAAGUGCCUUUCCCGAGGUGCAGCCGGUUUGCCUGAGCCCUGCCAAGCCGUGAGCUGCAGCGCAGUGUUUGGAGGCGGCGUGCCGAGCCCCGGCCUCUUGCUCAAGUUUUCCCCUAAGCCCUUAAAUAGGAAUGAGCCGAGGAAAAACUGAGCGCUGCGCUCAGGAUGGGACCCAACAACAACACACCGAAUGGCUGCAGCUCCUUCCCACAGGGCUCUCCUGUUCUCUGCGUGCUGCAGCCGGGCUGAGAUGCUCCCUCAGCACUCCUCACAUCUGGGGUCAAACCCUCCCAAAACAGCACCCCGGAGCUGUGAGCUGUGCUGUUUGCAGCUUUCCUGGCUGUGUUUAUGAGCAAGUUUGCCUGCCCUGCCCCGCUGUUGGAGCAGCCCAUUGGGUGCCGGGGGGGGUCCUGCCCCCACCAAGCCCUGUGCAGGGAUGGAUGGAUAGCAGCUCAGCAGCUUGCAGGGUGGUGCUGCUCCCCAAAUCCAGGGCAGCCCUCUGUGCAGAGCGGAGGCGUGCCAGCUCUCCCUCCCUCCUGCAUGUCAUCGUGGCUCCGUGUUGUGCACGGCUGUGGAUCAGCUCUGCAACAGGAGUGGGUGCUGCAGGGCAGGCACUUGCCUCACCCCAAGGGAUUCAAUGGGAGGAACACGGCCUACAUUCAGGAGCAGGGAAAGCAAGGCGAGUUAUUUUGGAGGCUUGUGGUUGCAUCCCCUGCACAAUAUCUGCUCACCAGGGUCAGGAGAGGACAGGCAGCAAGCUGGAGGAGCUGGGUGUGCUUCUGUGAGGCCAAGUCGUGCUGGUGGAAAGUCCCGAGCAGCACUCAGGGCAUGCAGCAGGACAAGUGGAUGCGGGGAUGUGAGGGUGGGAGCCACGAGCCCCAUUCCAGGACAGGGACCUGCCCUCCUCUUGCCCCAUGUGGGAGCACCGGGAGGGUGCAGGCUCUGCUGCAGCCUGGGUGCAGGGCUGGUUUCCAGGCACUGCUGCACGCAAACAAACACGCGGGCCAGCAGGUUUCCUGCAACGCCCAGCUGGGCUCAGGUUCCUCAGAAGGCUCCAGCAGCUCUCCCCACACACGGGCACGCCGCAAGCCUCACUCCCCAGGCAGGGCUGGCUGCACAAAGCAUUCCAGCAGCUGUAUGGCACGCAGUGACAUGCAAGGCAGCUCCGGCCCCAUCCCCAGCUCACAGCCAGCAGGCAGCAAUGGGGCCUGAGCUCUGUGCAACAACACACCCAGAAACAGCCACACACCUCCACCACGUCCAGCAGGCUCAAUGCCCUGCCAUGCUCCCAAAAUAUGCGAGGCACGCAAGGAUGACGAGGUGCUGCUGAGCCCCAGCUGGCACGCUGUGCCCCACACGCAUCUGCCUGCUGCUGCUCCCUGCACAUGGGUGCUCCCGGCACCGUGUGGUGCUGCCAAACCCAUCCCUGCCAACCGGCCCGGCGGGUUCCUUGGCCCUGGCAGUGCUGCCAGUGGCACGGGGACAUCACCAUCUCACCGCCCGCACUGCCAGUGCGUCCUGCUUGGGCUUGGCAAGUGCUGCAGUGUUCUCCUCCAACAGCCUUCAGGCCAGAGAGAGACAGGAAUAGGGACCUGGAGCUGUGGGCGUUCUCUGUUGGGUUCUCCUCCCUAUUUUGAAAGCUUCUUUGGGGUCUUCCCAAGGUCAAGUUUGUGAUCUCCCAUCCACAAACCCAGUGAUGGUGAUGGCAGGGUCUGUCUCUGCACCCACCCAGCCCCACUGUGAACCCACAAAGCCCGCAACAGACUCCCCAGAAUCUGGAUCUCAAUGGGGGGAAUGGCUUGGGAUGGGGACCCCAGUGGUGAAUGGCUUGGGAUAGAGAUCCCAAAAAGAAAUGGCAUGGGAUGAGGGCAGGGGUGGGGAUGGGGUGGGGUGUAUGUGGAGUGGGAUGGAGCAAAGGUAUGGUGGGCAUGGGGUAGAAGAGGGAUAGGGUAGAUGGGACCAGGGUGGGAUGGGGAGGAGGAAGGAGGGAGUCAAGAUAGGAAGUGGAUGGGAAAGUAUAGGAACAGAGUAGGAUUGGGAUGAAUUUUGAUAGGAAUGGAAUGGGAUGAAGCCAAGAUAGGAUGGGGACAAGGUAGAAUAGGGAUGAGAUGGGACAGGAACGGAGAAGGAUGGGAUCACGCUGGGAUGUGGGCAGGGUGAGAUGGGAAUGGUGUGGGAUGGGGUUGGGGCAGGGUGGAGCCAAGGUAGGAUGGGACAGUGUGGGGAAGGACCAGGUUGGGCUGGGGACAGGGUGGGGCAGGAUGAGGACAGAGAAGGAUGCAGCCAAGGAAGGACGGGGACAGGGAAGUACGGGACCAGGGUAGGCUGUGGAUGGGGUGGGAUGAGGAUGGGGUGACAUAGGAUAGGAUGGGGAUAGGACAGCCUGGAGAUGGGGUGGGAUGAGAAUGGGAUGCAGGAGGAAGCACAUCCCUCCUUGAGGCUGUCAUGCUGUCCCUGUGGGGAGGGAUGAGGGGGUCAGGGACGGCCGAGCGCAGCGCGCUGCCUUCCCAGCACCGCGGUUAUCCCAACGCCGGCCCGCACGCUGGGGCUAAUUUUAACCCUGGAGCCUGGCCAGGCCGGCCCGACUUCCCUUGCUGUGAUUUAUCCCAACCAUUUCCCUUCACAAACACAGCCCUCGUGCCAGCCCUGCGUGCUCGCCGCCGGGGAUGCUUGGGAGGAAUGCCCAGCGCCGUGCCCCCUCCGCAGAGCCCUUCCUGGAGCAGCUCUGCUUCCCAGCAACAUCCCAGGGACAGAGCGGGGGGUGAGGGGGGAAGGUUUCUACUGACGUUUUUUAUUGAAAACGCUGUGGGCUGGCUUGUUUUUUUGUUUUUGUUUUUUAUAUCCCUUUUUCCAGUCAACAGCAGUGCUUGAGAAAAGAGAU